AUGCCGGGGGGCGGAGGGCCAGGAGGAGGUGUCGAUAUGGGUGGUGGUCCCGGAGGGGGUAACAGACGGAGGAUGCAGCAACAGCCGACGUAUGCGCAAUACCAGCAAUAUCAACAGUAUCAGCAGCAGCCCAUGUAUCCAAACUACAUGAACCCCUACGCUCAGCCGACGCCGUAUUACCAUCAGCUGCCGCAUCAGUACCAGAACGGAGGCAUGCCCUCUGGCUACAUGCACUAUCAGCAACAGCAGCCCUACGUGCGGUCACCACAGGCCAUGCCUCAACCUCAAUAUGUCCCCAUGGCCGGCGUGAGCGUUCCUCAGCCGUAUUCGCAACCGUCGCCUGCUCUCUCAACGCCGUAUCACCCACCUCCCGUCCCUGCUGUCAACCCUGUUCAGACGCCGCCGCCUCCUCCGCCUCCGCACGUUGAACCUACGCCCGAGCCUUCAGUCGUCACACCUUCUGUAGUGUCCUCGGUCGUGUCUUCAUCAGUCGUCACGCCCUUCGCUGAGCCAUUCCACCCGGCCGCGGUGCCCCCAGCCCCUGCCUCUGCCCCUGCUCCCGAGAGCCCAGAGCUUCCCAAAGAUGUAAAGGAAUUUCGCGCACCACUCCCUUGGACACCUCCCGACCAAGCACCGUUCCCUAGAAGGGCUCCCAAGUCAAGGCGGAGCAGAAGAUUGAUGAGCGCGAAUGCUCAGAAUCUGACACUGCCUGUGGAGCAGCACGAGGGCGCUCUCGAGUCGGCCACCAAAAGCGGCACGGAGGACAGCCUCCAAGUGAAGGCCGAUGCGAAGAAGGUGGCGCCCUGGAACUCCAAGGACACCGACUCCGAGAGUGCCACCCUGAGAGCAGACUCCCUGGCGUCUGAAACUCCUAAGGAGAGUGACAGGUCAGCGACUAGCGUCUCAAACAUGGGCAGCCCGAAGGUGAAUGUACCGGGGUCUGAGGCCAGACCCACGACAAGCAACUCGAACGCCUCGGCGUCCCGCCCUGCCGUUCCUGUUGUCCCAGUCAUCCCAGCUCUUCCGAAGAGCAGCCCCAAGGAGGCUAAGGCAACAAGCGUCAGCCAGCUCGCAGAAGAGCCCAAGCAAGUUGCAUCUCAGGAGGCGAAGCCUGCUGAAGCAACAGAGGGCACGGAAGUUGCUGGCACGGAGCAAGAGAAGCUCGAGGCUCCUCCGGCGGCUCCCGCCAAGGCGGCCCCGAAGUCAUGGAGUGGACUGUUCUCCGCAGCCGCCGCCGCUGCUGCUCCCAAGGCGCAGCCCGCUGCUAAUGGCCCUGUUGCUCCGGCCGCGGCCAACGGUGCCACCACAAAUGGCGAUGGUGCUGUCAACGGCAGCGCACCCACCUUUUCUGCAGGAAACACAAACUCUCUGGCAUCUGCCAUCCAAGACUUCCGGGUUAGCAAUGCUGCCAGGGUUCAGUUCAUCGAGCCGAGAGGCCUGAUCAACACCGGCAAUAUGUGCUACAUGAAUUCAGUUUUGCAAGUCCUUCUUUUCUGUGCGCCAUUCUAUAACUUCUUGGAUCAGGUCAGCAAGAAGGCUGUGCACAAGUUCAAGAGCGACACGCCCGUCAUAGAUGCCACGAUUAUGUUUAUGAGGGAAUUCCGGGUCAUCGACUCGACUGAAACGGUCGAGAAAUUGCGCCGGAAGCUCAAGAGCGAGCAGCUGGAGCAAUAUGGUGAUUCGUUCAUUCCCGAGUUUGUGUACAAGGCCAUCCAGCCUCUCCCGGCGUUUGCUAGCAUGAGACGUGGACACCAGCAAGAUGCUCAGGAGUUCCUGGGUUUGAUUCUCAAUGCCAUCGACGAAGAAUGCGCCCAAGUAAUGUCAACGAGUGGCUCUUCCAAUGGGGCCGCUGAAACCCGGCCUACAUCCUCCGCCGCCAGCGUUGUUGAGUCGAACGACGGCGCAGACGGGUGGUUUGAAGUUGGAUCGAGACAGAGAGCAGUUGAGACGCGCUCGUCCGGAGCCAGCUCGACGACGCCCAUCACUCGUUUGUUUAGUGGACAGUAUCGAUCAGAGCUUCGCCGUCCUGGUGUGAAGGACUCGGUGACUACGGAGCCUUUCCAGUCCCUGCAGUUGGACAUUGGCGCCCCGUACAUUCACAACGUUGUCGACGCGAUAAAGGGUCUAACGGUGCCCGAGAGGCUACAGGGCGAUGCUGCCCCCAUGACGAAGCAGACUCUGAUUGAGACUUUGCCCCCGAUUCUCAUCCUUCACCUGAAGCGCUUCAAGUUCGACACUGAAGGAACGACCAAGAUCGGCAAGAAGGUCGGUUACCCUCUCGACUUGCAGCUCCCCGCGGAAGUUCUCUCGAAGCGACGACGCAACGCUCUUGUCUCCGAGGGUGCCGGCAUGCCCAAGUACAGGCUCAUCGGUGUCGUCUACCACCACGGCAAGCAAGCCAACGGCGGUCACUACACAGUGGAUGUGCGACGGCAAGACGAAAAUGAGUGGAUCCGCCUGGAUGAUACGAUCAUCCGACGUGUCCGCAGUGAGGACGUGGCCGAGGCUGGUGCGGAGGAGGAUGCCAAGGACACGGGCCGAUCAGGUCCCGCGUCGCGUGACGCGUCGACCAACCGGUUCGGCGCUAUGGCAGACGACGACGAGGGCGAUGAUUGGAAGGAGGUCACCACCUCUGCCAAGGGUGGUGAUAAGGGCGGCGAGAAGAAGUGGAGCGCCGUGGCCAACGGCAACGGCACCGCGUCCAAGGGAAAGCCGGCCAAGGACAACAUCAAAGACAACAAGGUUGCCUACCUGCUAUUCUACCAGCGAGUCUGA
Messenger RNA from Colletotrichum costaricense, 2775 nucleotides. Its product is annotated as ubiquitin carboxyl-terminal hydrolase. Gene Ontology annotation, molecular function: cysteine-type deubiquitinase activity. NCBI's taxonomy places the organism in Eukaryota, Fungi, Ascomycota, Sordariomycetes, Glomerellales, Glomerellaceae. Gene Ontology annotation, biological process: protein deubiquitination. The coding region runs from base 1 to 2775 and encodes 924 amino acids. Gene Ontology annotation, cellular component: nucleus; cytosol. The transcript is spliced from 4 exons. The record is from RefSeq and is a predicted model, not a curated record.